This is a messenger RNA of Ctenocephalides felis (cat flea), 2681 nucleotides long. Its product is annotated as NF-kappa-B essential modulator-like. The transcript is spliced from 14 exons. Gene Ontology annotation, cellular component: nucleus; cytoplasm. The coding region runs from base 387 to 2372 and encodes 661 amino acids. The record is from RefSeq and is a predicted model, not a curated record. Gene Ontology annotation, biological process: regulation of canonical NF-kappaB signal transduction. NCBI's taxonomy places the organism in Eukaryota, Metazoa, Arthropoda, Insecta, Siphonaptera, Pulicidae. Gene Ontology annotation, molecular function: K63-linked polyubiquitin modification-dependent protein binding.
UAUACACAAUAUUCUUGUUGAUUUAAUAACGACAUGAAUAAUUCUAGACUUUAAUAAGUUUCGUAAACAAUGAUAAAUCAACAGUUUUUGUUGAGCCGGCAAAGAAGGAUACUAGAUACCUCUGUUUUGACAGUUUGACAUAAUUUUGCAAAGGUCGUUUCAUCAUACUGCGUAUUUAUUUUUAGAGAUUAUCAAUCAGAAAUUACAAUUUGAUGAUGUAUAUCUAAUCUAGAAAUUUACAAUUAUGAUAUCAUUUCCUUUAUCUAAACCGAUGAAAAAAAAAUCGCAAAGUGCAUUUCAAGAACAUUUUGUUUAGUUAGUUUAAUUUGUUCAGUUAAAGUAUUUGAAGUGGGUUAAACAAUCACAGAUUGUUUUAUCUAUGAAAAAUGGAAUCGACAAAUUUUGCUGAAACAAGUCACAAAGCAUCAGGACCUCAAUCAAAUAAAUCUUUUAAUGAAAAUGAUGAUGAAUCUUUUGUGAUACUUGGCUCAUCUCCUUCAGAAUCUAUGAAUCAUGUCUCUGCUCAAAAUUCCUUAUGUAGAUCUGUUAAUGAUACUUUAAUCGCUAGCCACAGAUCUAUUUUGGAAAAAAUUGGACAACAAAAUCAAUCGUUGUUGUAUUCGAACAUUUCUUAUCCCUCACCUGCUUCAGUUUCACAGUCUUUAAUAGAUUCUAUUAAUAUCAAAAAUAUGACACAAGAUGAAAUACAAAGGCAAUUUAAUGUAUUAAUACAAGAAAACUGCCAGAUGAAAGAAAAUUUAAUGCAAAAUAAUAAUGAUUUGAGAAGGGAAUUCAAUAAAAUUAUGAAAUACCAAGAAGAAGUUCGUAAAAUACAUGAUGGUCACAGAGAAAAAUUUGAAGAAACAAGAAAAUUAGUGAUUAAACUCAAAACAGAAAAUGCAAUGCUUAAAGAAAAUUUGAAAACAAAUGCAGUUAAUGAUGAAUUGAUAAAUGAGAAAAGUGAAAUGCAAAAAAGAAUAGACGACCUAACUUCUACAUUAAAUAAUUUGCAAACACAAAAUACAAGCCUGAUGGGGCAAUUAUCAGAGUCUACAUUGCUUACCAGUGAAUUAGAAAAACAAAUUGAAAAAUUGAACUUGAAAAAUGUACAAUCAGAGGAAACAAUUAAUUUAAUUACAAAUGAAAAACAAAACUUGGAACGGGAACUGGAACGAAGUUCUUUAGAAAUGAACAUCUCAAAUGAAAGAAAUGCAGAGAUGAAAGCUACAAUUGACAAUCUGAAGGCUCAAGUUACUAAUUUGAUGGCAAAUCAACACAAAUCGGACACAGUUAUAAUUGACUUAAAUUCAGAAAUAAAGUUGUAUAAAGAACAGUUGCAAAAGGCACAUAUGAAACUUACUGCUGAUAAGUCGGAUUAUGAAUUGGUAUCAAAUUCUGAUGUUGGACUUUCUAAUUCGAACAUUUCCAUAUUUAAUGCACCAUCUGCUUCAGUAGAAACAAUUUCCAGAUUAAGGGAAGAAAUUCAAAAUCUACAAAUGCAAUUGAAAGAAUGUUCUCUUAAUCAAGUAAAAUUAACCAUGGACCCAUUGUCAUUGUCAAUGAAUCACAACUUUUCAUAUAGCGAGAGUGGUUCUUAUGAUCUUGAGAAAAAAGUUCAAUUUUAUGAAAAACAUUUGCAAGAUAUAAUAAAUUGGUAUAAUGCACAUUGCAAAAGAAUGAAUAUGCUACAGUACAUACUGAAAGAUGUUCAGCCUGAAAAUAUUACAUCUGUACAACAAGUUGAGACGAAACUGAAGGAAUUACAACAGUUUUCCAACGAAUUAUGUGAAAGUCUUUCAAAAGAAUGGAUUCUCCUAAAAACUGCUCAAUCAAAUUUCCAAACAAUAUAUAAUGAAUAUAAUAAUUUAUUAAAAGAAAUGGAGUCUAUUAAUACUGCAAAUAAACUUAAUGAAGAUGUUCAUCAAAAAGAAAUUGAGAAAAUGAAUGCUGACAUGUUGAAAAAAGACGAACUUCUUCAAUUGAAAAGUGAUGAAAUACUUAAAAAGCAAGAAGAAAUAGAUAACUUAAAGAAGGAUCAACCUGAAAUUGAUGUUUUAAAACAACAGUUGGAUAUUUACAAAGAAGACUUUGAAACUGAAAGAAAAGCUAGAGCAACAUUGGCUGGAGAAAAAGACAAUGCUGUUUCUGACUUACGUAAGCUUCAGCAACGUAAUGAAGAACUUCUACAGCGCUUGAAAAAUAUAGCAGAGCAAAAUAAAUCAACUGCUGCACCUACUGCACCUCCAAAUGACAAUUCUUCUUCCUCCACACAGUUUCAGAUGGUUUAUCCAUGCCCUAUAUGCCAGUUUGCGUUUUACACAAUUCAGGCACUUGAGAAUCAUGUUGAACGUUGUCUCAAUGCUCAAGUGUGAAUGUAAUCUUAAAUCAGCUAACAUCAAAAUUAUCAUUUAGUAUUAGAGGUAAUUAAGAAAUAUUAUAUAUUUUUAUCUUUGUUUUUAUAUGAAUUUGUCAAAUGCUGCACUGUUUUAUCUAAUUCUUUAUAUUCUUGACUUUUAUUCUUUCGUAUAAAUUAUUUGAUGGCUGGAAAUAAUUAUGAGAGUAAUAUUGCUUUUUUUUGAAAGUUGGAAAAGACUUUUUUGAUAAUUUGGUAUGACAGACUUAAUGAGAGUGUUUGUGUACUUUUAAAAUCAAUAAUACAUAUAUUUAAUUAAUCUACAAUA